This is a messenger RNA of Linum tenue, 1294 nucleotides long. The record is from the annotation of a GenBank genome assembly. Lineage: Eukaryota; Viridiplantae; Streptophyta; Magnoliopsida; Malpighiales; Linaceae.
AAAGGAAACACACUAACUUGAACUUCCCCUCCCCUCUUCUUCCCUUCCCUUUCCACUCGCUGCAAAAAGCUUUCCCUAUAAGAGAACGCCUUUCUUUCAAAUUCCCCCCAAUUCCAGCAAACCACACAGUCAAAAUCUCUCUCUCUCUCCCUCUUCUCUCUCUCAAAACCAUGGCGCUAUCCAACAACCUAACCGCAGUCCUGAACUUCAUCGCCUUCCUCUGCUCCGUCCCAAUCGUCGCAUCGGGGAUCUGGCUCGCCUCCCAGCCGGACAACGAGUGCAUCCACUUCGUCCGGUGGCCGGUCGUCCUCCUCGGCCUCCUCGUCCUCGUCGUCUCUCUGACCGGCUUCGUCGGCGCAUACUGGUACAAGGAGACACUCCUCGCCUUCUACCUCUGCUGUAUGGCCAUCCUCAUCGCCCUCCUCCUCACCCUCCUCGUCUUCGCCUUCGUCGUCACCAGGCCCGACGGCGGCUACGCCGUCCCCGGCCGCGGGUACAGGGAGUACCGGAUCGAAGGAUUCUCGUCCUGGCUGCAAGGCCACAUCGUCGAUUCGAAGAAUUGGGGCGCGAUUCGCGCCUGCCUCGCCGAGAGCGACGUCUGCUCCAGGCUCACCCGGAGCUACCUCACCGCGGACCAGUUCUUCGCCGGCCACAUCUCUCCUCUCCAGCAGUCGGGUUGCUGCAAGCCGCCGACGGUGUGCGGGUACAGCUACGUGAGCCCGACGACGUGGGUGAACCCGGCGAACCCGACCGGCGACCCGGACUGCUACAACUGGAGCAACGAGCCGAACCAGCUCUGCUACAACUGCAACUCCUGCAGGGCCGGGCUGCUGGGGAACCUCAGGAAGGAGUGGCGGAAGGCCAAUACUUUCCUCAUCGUCGCCGCCGUCGUGCUCAUCUUCGUCUACGUCGUCGCCUGCUGCGCUUUCAAGAACGCUCAGACGGAGGAUCUCUUCCGCCGUUACAAGCAAGGCUGGGCAUAAAACUUGUAGUAAGGUAAUGUUAUGUAAUGUAAUGUAAUUCCCCACUGUCACACAAGCAUUUUGCUGCUGCUGCUGCUGCUGCUGCUUCGUUGAUUCUGUGCCCUUUUUUUCUUCUUCAAUUGUUUUUGUUUUUUCUCUUUUGGAGGGCUUGUGGGCUGGUGGGUGUGUAAUGUGUAUAUAUUCGAUUCUGCUUUUGGUCAUAUCUAGAAUAUGUUAUCUGGAAUCGGAUUCAUCAUCUCUUUGUUCCUCUGUCAGAACCUAACAAGGAGGAAGAAAUCCACGACCAUAUCUUAUACAACUCACUUACACGC